Alternaria hordeiaustralica is the source of this 2028-nucleotide messenger RNA. RefSeq lists its product as uncharacterized. The transcript has 3 exons. Lineage: Eukaryota; Fungi; Ascomycota; Dothideomycetes; Pleosporales; Pleosporaceae. The record is from RefSeq and is a predicted model, not a curated record. The coding region runs from base 1 to 2028 and encodes 675 amino acids.
AUGGAGCCGCUCGCUGCCCUGGGAAUUGCUGGGAACAUCAUACAGAUAGUGGACUUCGCCUCUAGCCUUGUGUCGCGUAGCCACGAGCUGUAUCAGUCAGCUGAUGGCAAGCUCGCCGAUCAUACAGUGCUGCAUAGUGCUGCGCAAAACCUUCUGGGGUUGUGCGACGAGUUGCGCCUUCUCGAUCCGCAACGCGAACCCGAGCCUGUUGGUGCCCUCGACUUCAUGUACGCGGUUACCACACCUAAAGAACCUCCCAAGCUCUCUGCUGCCGAUGCCCGACUUGUUCAGCUUAUGAAAGACUGCGAAGCUGCCGCGAACAAGCUUCGCGCCGCUCUAAACAAAGCAAGCGGAAGCAGCCGUAACAACGCGUGGAAAAGUGUUUAUCAAGCCUUAAAGAGUAUACACAGCGAUCAGGAGAUUACAAAGCUUGCUAGUCAGCUUGAAAGCAUCCGGAAGCAGCGAGUGGAUGCUGUAGUAGAGAAGCCAGCAUCAGCUAAGUUCCCCAGUAACUUGCGUGGGUUCCAAAUUGAGAGGGAUCAAAGAGACAAGAAACUGCUCGAGGCAGUCUACGCCAACAACUGGACGGAUACCAACGCGCAGGAUGUCGAGGAGUUUUCGAGACAUUUACGUUCCAACACAUCUAAAUCGCAAAAAGAGCAGUUUUGCGACCUCUUGCUGCCUCGACUGUAUUUUCAACAUAUGGUCAAUCGGUCCGAAAGCAUAUCUGAAGCGCACAAACAAACAUUUGAGUGGUUGUUUGACCCUCGGUACAGCUUCUCUACAUGGCUCCAGGAAAAAGAUGAAGGUCUCUACUGGAUUACUGGCAAGCCUGGCUCCGGCAAAUCAACCUUGAUGAAGUUUCUGUACAACCACAAAACUCUUGAUGCACAAUUAAGUGCCUGGGCGGAUUCUCGGGGUGGCCCAAACAAGAUCACGAAGACCGGGUUCUACUGCUGGAAUUCGGGAAGCGACAUGCAGAUGUCGCGUCUAGGCCUCCUCCAGACCUUGCUUCACCACUGUCUCUCAGGAGACACUGAACUAUGUCUUAGAGCGUUUCCCGAGCGUUGGAAGCAGUUUGCUGCAUUUGGCGGUGGCCUAGAGACGUCCUGGGAUUGGUUUGAGCUCAAGCGAUCUUUCGAGAACAUUAUAUCAGAUCAGUCUCGGUCGUUCUUCAUUCUUAUCGACGGUCUGGACGAGUUUGACGGAGAGCUGAAGGAUAUUAUCAAGCUUGUCUUGGGCGCUGUACGCCCGAACGUCAAGAUGUGUGUUGCGAGUCGACCAUGGCUCCCCUUCGAGGAUGCGUUCAAAGGCCGUCCAAACUUGCUUCUCCAGGAAUUGACGCAGCAUGAUAUAUCCACAUAUGUGGCCGAGACCUUUCGCGAAAACGAGCAUUACAUCCGCUUACAGCUUGACGCUCCCGCCGAGGCAGAGUUCCUAUGUCAAAGCAUCGUUGAAAAGGCUUUGGGUGUGUUCCUGUGGGUUCAUCUUGUCGUGGAGUCGCUGCUCGAGGGUCUUUCGAACUCAGACAACCUGCGUGAUCUUCAAGCGCGCCAUGACGCGCUUCCCUCCGACUUGGAGGCACUCUUCGAAAAUCUACUACAUAGUGUAGACGAUCGGUACUACACACAAGCUUGCCAAAUCUUUUACAUGUUACGACUCCAUCGGGAGAGCAAUGCUGGCCAGAAACGCAAUUACAACACGCCUUCCCUGCUGGGGAUGCAUUUCGCAAGUGACGAAAACCUGACUUCGAGUAUCAUGGCACCUUGGGAAGUUCUUGAGGAGCAUGAAGCUUGCCACGGCCUGGAUCAGUGUUACCGUGAGCUAUACCUCGCCGAGCUUACCGCAAGGGCAAGUCCGGAAGAACGAGAAACACUCAACAAACAUUCCGGACACACCAGCAUCGACAAGGCCAACGGACGGCACCACGUUGUACGGCAUCAUGGGAGUCAGAGCUUCUUCCGAUUGACAGGGUAUUAUAAGAUGCGGAGGGGAAUAAAGCGUCUUCGACAGCGAACAGCUGAUUGA